AUGGAGCUGCUUCAGCCGGAGCCCACGCCGAGUUCGGGUCUCAGCCCGACCGGCGUGCGGGGUGGAGCCGAGCGUCCGGGCCACCAUCGCCUGGGAGCUCGAGGCCCCCUGGGCUCCCCGCAACGCGCGAUCGCUUCCUCGCCUGUCACAACCCUCACCAAGACCAUGCACAACCUCACCGGGCUUGGCAGUGAGACCCCAAGGAAUCAAGUAGGGAACCUGCACUGCAGCCGCAGUCGAAGUAGACUGAAGUACCUGUCCCUGCCCCGGAGGUCAUCUGAGUCCUCCCUGUCCUCUGAGUCUUCUGAAGCUUCUGAUGCAGGUCUCUACUUGGACUCCCCCAGUCCCAUGGACUCCCAGAUGGCAGAACAGACGUUUGAACAAGCCAUCCAGGCAGCCAGCCGAGUCAUUCGAAACGAGCCCUUCUCCAUCAGACGUAUCCAGUCCUUGCCAGUGAGGCUUCUGGGCCACAGCCCUGUGCUCCGCAAUAUCACCAACACCCAAGCGUCGUAUAGCCGGAGCCGGAGGAGGAGCACCGAGGCAGGCAGCAGAGCUUCCAAUAGCUCUGGGGAAGAUAAGGAAAAUGAUAGAUUUGUCUUCAAGAUGCCAUGGAAGCCAGUGCUUACCACCCACCCUCAGGCUGUGGCUGAGGGGGCUGACCACAGAGAAUUCUUUGCCCAGAGGCCGAACUCAGCCCCUGACCUGAUGUGCCGCAGCCCUGGACAGUGCCACAUGGAAGUGGAACAACUGAGUCCCCUGUCCCGACUCUGUUCCUCUGUGACCCCCAUGGAGGGAGCUGUUGAGGAAGAUGAUGGAUUUGUGGAGAUCCUGGAGAAUGAUCUGAAGGAUGACAGUGAGGUCCCCCCAGGCAUGGAGAGCCUCAUUAGCGCCCCACUGGUCCAGACCUUGGAAAAGGAAGAGGAGCAGGACCUCAUCAUGUACAACAAGUACCAUCGACUCUUCCGUUCUCCGUCCAUGCCGUGCAGUGCCAUCCGGCCCAUCCUCAAGAGGCUGGAGCGGCCGCAGGACAAGGACAUUCCUAUACAGAACAAGCGGAGGAAGAGUGUGACCCCGCCAGAGGAGGAGCUGGAACCAGAGGAACCCAAAGCCCGCGUCCUCCGCUCCAAGUCCCUGUGUCAUGACGAGAUCGAGAACAUUCUAGACAGUGAUCACCGGGAGCUGAUUGGAGACUACUCCAAGGCCUUCCUCCUGCAGACUGUAGAUGGGAAACAUCAAGACCUCAAGUACAUCUCACCAGAAACGAUGGUGGCCCUGCUCAUGGGCAAGUUUAGCAACAUCGUGGAGAGGUUUGUGAUUGUGGACUGCAGAUACCCCUAUGAAUAUGAAGGUGGUCACAUCAAGACAGCCGUAAACCUCCCCCUGGAACGGGAUGCCGAGAGCUUCCUGCUGCAGAGUCCCAUCACAGCUUGCAACAUGGACAAGAGAAUCCUCCUCAUCUUCCAUUGUGAAUUUUCGUCUGAGCGCGGGCCCCGCAUGUGCCGAUUCAUCCGGGAACGAGACCGUGCUACUAACGACUAUCCCAGUCUCCACUAUCCUGAGAUGUAUAUCCUCAAAGGCGGCUACAAGGAGUUCUUCCCACAGCACCCGAACUUCUGUGAGCCCCAGGACUACCGGCCCAUGAACCAUGAGGCCUUCAAGGAGGAGCUAAAGACCUUCCGCCUUAAGACACGAAGCUGGGCUGGGGAGAGGAGCCGGCGGGAGCUCUGUAGCCGGUUGCAGGAUCAGUGA
Chrysochloris asiatica (Cape golden mole) is the source of this 1749-nucleotide messenger RNA. RefSeq names its product cell division cycle 25B (gene CDC25B). The transcript is spliced from 16 exons. The coding region runs from base 1 to 1749 and encodes 582 amino acids. The record is from RefSeq and is a predicted model, not a curated record. Gene Ontology annotation, molecular function: protein tyrosine phosphatase activity. Gene Ontology annotation, biological process: G2/M transition of mitotic cell cycle; protein dephosphorylation; positive regulation of G2/M transition of mitotic cell cycle. Lineage: Eukaryota; Metazoa; Chordata; Mammalia; Afrosoricida; Chrysochloridae. Gene Ontology annotation, cellular component: cytoplasm; nucleus.